CACUACUACUACUCUAUUACCACUACUUCUUCUUCAGGCAAACCCAUCGUCAGAAACCGAUAGCAUUGAUGUUGUCGUCAGUAAUAUAUUCCACUCAAAUAAUGGAUAAUUUACCACAACAUCCGCCAAUCGAUCCGCGCAAACAGGAACUACUGGAGGCCCGGUUUACAGGCAAUCAACGGAUAAUAUUCGGCCAAUCAGUGCCUGUAAUCCAAUCGAAUUCAAACUCACUAACGAAUCACCUGUCGGUGUCGUCGGCCUCACCGCAGAUGAUGUCGAUUCACGGCAACAAUUCGGGCGGCAGUCAGUCCUCGUCAGGCCAUACGCCGAACCAUAACUGCGAUUCCAAUCUGUCGACCGCAUCGGCCGGCAGUCACAACAGCGACAAAGAGAUGGUCGACAACAAUACGCCCGAAAAGAGCCGCAUGCACUCAAGUCCUAGUCGUUAUGGCGGCACCAAAUCCCCGACCGCAACACAUAGUUUCUAUAUGUAUCCGCCGUCGCCGGGCGGUCCGGCCGGUCUCGGGACGCUCGGCUCGCCGACAACGGGCGGCCCGUUGGCCGUGUCGGAGCUUUCGUCGAUGAUGGCGCCGCCUGUGCCCGCCCAGCGGCCACCGGUCGGCAAUUCCACUAAAAACUCGCAGCAAAGCUGUCAGCCAUCGCUAUCAUCCAACAUGUAUUCCCAGCCGUACGUCCCGCCGGUGUCGGUCGGCCUGACGGGCGGUCAAUCGCCGUCGACGACGAUGCAGUCGCCGGGACUGACGAUAGGCGCCGGCGUACCGCAGGUGACGACUCCGCCGAUGUGUUCCCGCGCCGUACAGACGGAUCUGACGGUGAAGUCAUUGCGCGAC
Medioppia subpectinata is the source of this 851-nucleotide messenger RNA. NCBI's taxonomy places the organism in Eukaryota, Metazoa, Arthropoda, Arachnida, Sarcoptiformes, Oppiidae. The record is from the annotation of a GenBank genome assembly.